Molecule: messenger RNA, 1464 nt
Organism: Plodia interpunctella (Indianmeal moth)
Lineage: Eukaryota; Metazoa; Arthropoda; Insecta; Lepidoptera; Pyralidae
Exons: 6
Coding region: 80-1078 (332 amino acids)
Source: RefSeq, a predicted model, not a curated record
CGAAUUGUCAAAGGAGCGAUCAGUGAGAAAAAUGGAAAUCCAUUUGACAAAGUUCACAAACUGAAAUUUGUUGUUAAAUAUGUCAUACUCGAAGAAUACACAUAAAUUAGCAGAACAUAGCAGGUUAGACACGCCAAUACCUGGCCGGAAUGAAGACGAAGGAGAGGUAAAUGCUUGUAACCCAACGGAGAGCCGCACUUAUUCUGUAACGGUUUCGAAAAAGCCAUCGCCUUCGAGCGCAGACGACGCCGCCUUGUGUUCUGGACAGAAGUCUUUCAUCAGCAUACAUUCCACCGACCAAUUAUGUCAAGUGGCUGAUAUAGACAAUCCAUCGAUCCUCGAAGAAUGUAACGUGGAAGUUCUUAGUUUGAAUGAGGUGUUUCCUUCCACGUCUGAAGAGAGCUUAUCGAACGACGAAGACAUCACAAUGAAGAGAAAGCAAAAGUCCAAGAAGAAGUCACCGACACGAAAGGCAACCGAGCACUUGGCGAAAACAGCAUACGUGCCAAGCAAUAGCAAGUCGUCGACCGUGUCAGGCCGGUACACUGACCCAUCCGAAGGGCAGAGGUCAGAGUUCGAUAUAUCGAAGAGCACACUCUAUGUGGUGGGUAGCAACCCUGGCGAACCGAAGAUAUCGUAUCAAGACCCUCCGAAGAAAAUAUCCAAAACGAUGAAAAAAUACCUUAGAAACUUCGACAAACACAAGAGCGACAUGGGUAAAGCGGGGGAGAAAGCGAUUAGCAAGCUGACAACAAUGCGAGGUAUCCUGAAGGACGGGCGCUGCGUGCCCGAGUGUACCGGGGACUCCACCGCGCAGGGCCAGCCGGAAUACACCGAACAAGACCUGACAUUUCCCUUCCAAACGGAUUUUUGUUCCUACUCUACCUACACGAAGCAGAAUCCAGAUAAAAACGUAACAUUCAACACACAAGUGGUGAUCAUCCACUUCCGAGGCGACAACUGCGUCGGCCAAAGCGUGGAAGCCCUAAGCAAGGAAAAGGACCAACAGGCCAGAAACUCCGAACUAAGGAAAACAUUCUUAACCAAAUACAACGAAUUUUGGCCCACACAAAAAUAAUUUUAAGUCUAGCUUUAAUUCCCAAUCGUCUUUAGUCGUAACGAUGAUCCAGUAAUAAGUUUGGAUAUUUAAUAAUAUAGUGUUUUAUACUAAUAUUUAUUUACAAAAUAUUGUACAGUGUAUAAAUUAUAGGAGUUGCGUUUUUGUGUCGCGUCGUUUGGCAAAAGACAGAAGGUAAUCUACAAUUUAACUCUAAAUACGAAAGUGUUAACCUUUCCUGAAUAAAUAUUUACCUUUAAAUGAUUCUGAAAAAAAAAAUAGUGUACUUAGUAACUAUAACAUUUCCGUGUGGUAAUGAUAAGCUGGUAACUCCAUGUGACAAGUUACGCGAAUUUAUGGUAUUGUUAAUUUAUUUCCCAAAUUGAAAUAAACGUUACUUAAUUACA